AUGGUUUCCGGCAGAGUCGACGUCCAUCACCACUAUGUUCCUGACUUCUAUCGCAAAGCGGUAUAUGACAGUGGUGGCGAUCCCUCCGGAUGGGAAGUGCCCAACUGGUCACCCGAAUCCGACAAGGCGUUUGCUCAAAAAUACGGGGCGCAAACAUCAAUGCUGUCUCUGACUGCUCCUGGUGCCUGUAUCUUGAAAGGAGCAGAUGGCGCUAAACUGGCUCGCGCAGCGAAUGAAUAUGCCGCCCAACUUCGAGACGACAACCCCGGAUUGUAUGGAUUAUUUACCGCCCUCCCAUCUCUCCUGGACAAAGAGCUCGCCAUGACCGAACUGACGUACGCAUUGGAUACUCUCAAGGCAGACGGGGUGACAUUAUUUACCAGAUAUGGACCAGGCAACCAUUAUCUCGGUCACCCGGAUCUCCAAUAUAUCUGGGAAGAACUGAACCGGCGAGAGGCUGUCGUCUUUAUUCACCCCACACACCCGGUCAAUACCGAUCUCAUCAGCAAGAGCCUCCCCCAGCCGGUCAUUGACUAUCCAUUUGAGACCACCAAGGCGGCCGUGGACUUGCUUGUUUCAAGGACGGUUCGAAAAUUUCCCCGAGUCAAAAUCAUCCUGUCUCACGCUGGUGGCACCCUUCCUUACCUGAUCGGACGACCGGCCAGUGUCAUGCCGUAUCUUGACCAGAGCCACACCCCUGAAGACAUGAUGGAGGAUGCCCGGAAUUUCUACUACGACACGGCGGUGGCGGGCAGCACCAAUGUUCUGACAAUCCUCCAAGACUUUGCCAAACCAGGUCAUAUCUUGUAUGGUAGCGACUACCCGUAUGCUGGUCCCGGCAUCAUCGACUACCAUACCGAAGGCCUCGACGCCUUUCCGUUCAAGAAGUCAGGCUUGUUAGAGGAGAUCAACUACCAGAACGCCCACGUGAUGUUUCCCAGAUUGAGUCGAGCAUAG
Molecule: messenger RNA, 957 nt
Organism: Rhinocladiella mackenziei CBS 650.93
Lineage: Eukaryota; Fungi; Ascomycota; Eurotiomycetes; Chaetothyriales; Herpotrichiellaceae
Exons: 2
Coding region: 1-957 (318 amino acids)
Biological process (GO): secondary metabolic process
Cellular component (GO): cytosol; cytoplasm
Molecular function (GO): carboxy-lyase activity; hydrolase activity
Source: RefSeq, a predicted model, not a curated record